Molecule: messenger RNA, 912 nt
Organism: Ostertagia ostertagi
Lineage: Eukaryota; Metazoa; Nematoda; Chromadorea; Rhabditida; Trichostrongylidae
Source: the annotation of a GenBank genome assembly
AUGGUCGUCAUAUCGGGUGCUGAAGAACUCCCUGUAAAGGACCGUUCUGAGGUUUAUACUCUGCUGAAAAGAGGGGCCGAGCAGCGUACAACGGCAGCAACACGCAUGAACAUGAAUUCAAGUCGGUCACACUCGAUUUUCACAGUUAGCGUCGUGAUUCGAGAGAACACUUCUAAUGGCGAAGAACUAGUCAAGCAAGGUAAACUCAACUUGGUUGAUCUUGCUGGUUCUGAACAUAUCGGACGAUCUGGUGCGGAGGGCAAACGCGCUAAGGAAGCAGGAGAGCAUUUCUACUUUGGAGUACGCAGCAAGAGCCAAAUCUAUAAGAAAUCAUCCAGAGUGCAAUCAAAAGCUGUCCAAAGGAAGGCUUUGCUCAAGGAGUACAAUGAGGAGAUUGAGAAACUCCGUAGAGACCUUCGCACUGCACGGGAAAAGAAUGGAAUCUUCCUUAGUCAGGAAAGUUAUGAAGGUAUGGAGCAUGAGAUUGCAGAGAAAACUGAGCAACUGCGAGAGUUGGAAGGACAGUUGGAUGCUGCCAUAGGAAAACUGCAAAAGUUUAUUGAGGAUCAAGAGCUUAUGGAUGAACAAUAUCGCGAGUUAUAUCACCGCAAUAAGAGGCUUGAAGCGAAGCUUCGACAACGAGUUGAUGAGUUGGAUAGCACGAAGAAAGCACGUGAUAUGGUCUUCGACCAACAGCUCGACUUAGAAGAUUGGUGGGCGAAAGAGGAAAGACUAUCCCAGCUGAUAGUUCAGAAUAAGCAAGUUGUCGUCGCCGCCCGUGCUAAGAUGUUGGCAGAAGUAACGGCAUGUUGCAGCGCGAUUUCCGCGUUCAUUGAAAAUGGCGCGGCAAAGCGUGAAGCUAUCAACAAAGCUGUCGGUGCGUUCCUUCACUUGGCUUGCUGCGCAACAUAA